GAUUACUGCCUUUGCCCCUCGAUGCCUCUGCCCUGUUGACCACAUAUUGGAUUUGCUCGUUCGCCAAUAACCAGUGGGACAUCGAGAUCGAGCUUGGUGAAACCAUCGAGGACAGCCCCUUCGCCAAGGUGUUGUGCGGGAACAUCCGUGGCGUGGUCAUGAUCCUGGACUCCGACGUCCUGCCCCUGACCCGCUCUUGGUGCCUUUUGGAGUAUUACAUGACCACUCGGGUCAACCAUCUACAGGUGUGCUUUGCCGUGGAUCGCGGUGUGCUGUCUGAUAUGACUUGCACCUCCUUCACCACAGCACUGAGAGCGGCUGAGAGGCUGAGAGCACUCUGUUUCAGAAGUUCUGAUGCCGCGAAGAACGAAGACAAGGAGCGUAUCCUCCGUUAUGUGGCAUCAACAAUUGGCCUGGAAGUUGCCGAGCAGGACAUCACAGAAACACUUAGCCAAGCGCUACACAGUUCCAUCAAGCAAUUGGAGCUUGUCACAGCUGAAAGGUCAAGUAGAUUGUGUGACGAGGCAAGCCAGCAAAGGGAACUGGUAAUGCAAGAAACUUUCUGA
Symbiodinium pilosum is the source of this 566-nucleotide messenger RNA. The record is from the annotation of a GenBank genome assembly. NCBI's taxonomy places the organism in Eukaryota, Dinophyceae, Suessiales, Symbiodiniaceae.